UCUAUAUUUUAUAGUGAAAAAAAGGUUAAAAAGAAAAUGAAACCGAGAAUAAAAGCGUUGAAUUCAAAAUCGCAAUCAAACUGAGUGAAAAUAAAGAAGUACACAGAGAUAAAAUCUGGAUUUUUCCCUCAAUUUUUUGUAGCUUGACAAUUGUACGCUGAGAGUACGUUGCUGACUGCUGAGAGUACGCUGCAUCGCGCCCGCCCGUCUCCGCUGCCUCGCGCUCGCACGUCGCCGCCCCCUCGACGCUUUCUUCCUUCGCGCGGCCACCAUCGCCCACCGGCGCUGCCCGCCUCUUCCCGUCUCCGGCAGAACUAAGAUCAAUCCAGCUACAAAGCUAUGGCUGCCAAUUUCUGGACUUCAUCUCACUACAAGCAGCUUCUUGACCCGGAAGAGGUGGAUGUGGUGCAUCCACUGGAUAAAGAAAGGGGCAUAACUGUUGAAGAUUGCAAGCUCAUCAAAUUCCAUAUUUCCAGCUAUAUUGUGAAAUUGGCACAGUAUAUCAAAGUGCGGCAGAGGGUGGUUGCUACAGCCAUUACAUACAUGAGACGUGUCUAUACCAGGAGAAGUAUGACGGAAUAUAAUCCGCGUCUGGUUGCUCCAACUUGCUUGUACUUGGCAGCCAAAGCUGAAGAAAGCACAGUGCAGGCCAGACUUCUUGCUUUUUAUAUCAAGAAAGUACAAAGCGAUGAGAAGUACCGGUGUGAGAUUAAAGAGAUACUAGAGAUGGAAAUGAAAAUCUUGGAAGCCCUCAACUAUUAUUUAGUUGUAUUCCAUCCUUAUCGAGCACUGACGCAGUUGCUUCAGGAUGCUGGCAUGACUGAUUCGACGCAACAAACUUGGGGACUUGUUAACGACACGUACAAGAUGGAUCUGAUUCUUGUACACCCUCCUCACUUGAUCGCAUUAGCCUGCAUAUACAUUGCAAGCGUCUGGAAGGAUAAAGAAAACACGGCUUGGUUUGAAGAGCUUCGUGUUGACAUGAACGUGGUGAAAAACAUUGCAAUGGAGAUACUUGAUUUCUACGACAGCCACAAAGUGAUGACAGAUGACAACAGGAUUAGUGCAGCAAUGAACAAGCUACCAUGAUCAAUCACUAUGUUUUUGUAGUAAACAGCAGAAACGCGACAGCACAAUGGCUUCCACAACGUUCAAUAAUUCUGGAAAAUCAGAGCCUUGAAACGGCACAUCACCACAUCAUUGUAUCGAAUGGCAUUCUGUAGUUUGCUCAUCUAAAAAUGGCAACACUUUUCUAAUGCCUUUUUCA
Messenger RNA from Salvia miltiorrhiza (redroot sage), 1267 nucleotides. Its product is annotated as cyclin-C1-2-like. Gene Ontology annotation, molecular function: cyclin-dependent protein serine/threonine kinase regulator activity. The coding region runs from base 340 to 1089 and encodes 249 amino acids. Lineage: Eukaryota; Viridiplantae; Streptophyta; Magnoliopsida; Lamiales; Lamiaceae. The transcript is spliced from 10 exons. Gene Ontology annotation, biological process: positive regulation of transcription by RNA polymerase II. Gene Ontology annotation, cellular component: mediator complex; nucleus. The record is from RefSeq and is a predicted model, not a curated record.